Messenger RNA from Dendrobium catenatum, 3834 nucleotides. Its product is annotated as WD repeat-containing protein 44. Bases 273 to 2330 code for a protein of 685 amino acids. Lineage: Eukaryota; Viridiplantae; Streptophyta; Magnoliopsida; Asparagales; Orchidaceae. The transcript has 10 exons. Gene Ontology annotation, molecular function: protein binding. The record is from RefSeq and is a predicted model, not a curated record.
AUUUGGGCACUCACCCGUCAGUCUUAAGGAGUUAGAAAGUGGAAGAGUGGGAAGAGGGAAGAGGGAAGAGGGAAGAGAAAGCAGAGUAGGAAGAGGCAUAAAUCGCUCUCGGUCCAUUCGAUCACCGAUAUCGAGGGCCAAUCCCAAUUCCCCAACCUGUACUUGUUUAUUAGCUCGAUCCUUUUAUUCCCCUUCCCAAUCAAUCGAAGGACCAGAUAUCAUGGUAGCUCAGUUUUAAUAUCACGGCUGGCCUUGAAUAUUCAAAGAACAAGAUGGCUUGUGGCUACUUGUUCAGAGGGAAGGAAGGGGGUGAUCAAUUUUCUGAUUCCAGAGAAGAAUUGUCAUCGGUAUUUGAUUCUUGCCCUAGUAGUCCGGGGACUAGUCAUUCAUCAUUUGCAGAAGAGAAUUCCGUAACGUUGCUGACUAAUGAUCCUUUAUACCAAGUCUGGAUCAAGAGUCCAGUUAGCAUACAGGAAAGGCGAGCCAAGUUCAUGAAGUACAUGGGUUUGGAUUCCAUUCAUCCUAGUGAUAAGCUAAUGAUGGAUGAUACAAUUGUGGGUGACUUAGAUAGGAUUUCCAAAGAUUAUGGUGCUGUUCUUAGGAAUUUUUCAUCGGAGAGGUUUGAAGAAGUUCCUAGCACAUCACAGGAAAGAUCCUCUGGCAAGCAAUUUAAACGAACAACUGAGAAUAUAGAUGAUGGCAGGGCCUUUGUUGCACGGGAAUCAAACCGAGAUGGUAGUUUUUUAAGAGGCAAUUCAAUGAGAGCAUCUAUGCGGAAAAACUUUGGGUGGUUGAAGCGAUUGGGUUCCAUGGCAUGUAUUGCAGAUAGGCAAGGCUAUGAAGUUGAUUCAGGUUCCAAUGGUUCUGAUGGGAGUGCAAGGGCCAGGUUUCAUAGGGUUCCAGUGCAUCUGAAUAGAAAGCAGUCCAAGGAAUUCUCUGCAGUUUAUAUGGGGCAAAAUUUUAAGGCUCAUAAUGGUGCCAUCCUUGCCAUGAAGUUUAGUUCUGAUGGCGAGUAUUUAGCCAGUGGCGGUGCAGAUGGAGUCGUCCGAGUAUGGCAGGUGAUGGAAUGUGCCAGGAAUGAUGAAGAUGGUAUUUUUGAUGAUGACCCUCUUUGUAUUUACUUCAGCGUGAGCAGUCAAUCCAAACUGUCACAUCUUUACGCUGAUAAACUUAAAAAAAUCAAGUCCAAGAAUUUUUGCGGAACUUCAGAUUCGGCUUGUGUUGUUAUUCCUCCGGAGGUCUUUCAGAUAUCUGAGAAAACACUGUAUGAGUUCCAAGGCCAUAAAGGUGAUGUUUUGGAUCUUGCAUGGUCAAAAGAUAAGUGCCUGCUAUCAUCUUCUAUUGAUAAAACUGUUCGAUUGUGGCAAUUGGGGUCCGAUGUUUGCCUUAAAGUUUUUGCUCAUAAUGACUAUGUGACUUGCGUUCAGUUUAAUCCGAUUGAUGAGAACUAUUUUGUUAGUGGUUCUAUAGAUGGUAAAGUUCGCAUCUGGGAAAUUCCGACAUGUCGCGUUGUGAAUUGGACAGAUGUUAAACAAAUAGUCACAGCAGUCUGUUAUCGCCCAGAUGGGAAGGGAGUGGUUGUUGGUUCCAUGACGGGUGAUUGUCGGUUUUAUGUUACAUCAGAUGACGACCUCCAACUGGAUUCUAAGGUUUCAUUUGUGGGUAAAAAGAAGUCAUUAGACAAGAGGAUAACUGGCUUGCAGUUUUGCCCAAGCAGCAGUAAUAAGCUAAUGGUUACAUCUGCAGACUCAGUAAUACGAAUCCUUGAAGGGAUCAAUGUAGUCUCUAAAUACAAAGGCCUUCGCAAUACUGGAAGUAAGAUAUCUGCAACAUUCACUUCUGAUGGACAACAUAUAGUUUCUGCUAGCGAGGACUCGAAUGUCUAUAUCUGGAACCACUCGAACCAGAAUAAUAUCCCCUCGACUAAGUUGAAAAGCAACAAAUCUUUUGAGCGUUUCACCUCAAGAAACGUUUGCAUCGUUAUGCCAUGGCAGGGUUUCUCCAGAAAAUCCAGUUUGGAUGACUUUCUUUGCCGUGUAGACUAUAUGGGCAACAAGAUUCUAUACCUCUCACUUUCCAAUAAUUUCACCUUAAGCUAUAAGUUCUUUACAGAUUUUGUUCCUUGGGGGUCGGCAACAUGGCCGGAAGAGAAGCUCCCGCUCCCUUUUAGUAUGGCAAAAAAUUUCGGCCUUAGUAAAUCACAAUUCAAGUUUCAAAGAACUUCCUGUCAGAAGAAAGCAUCCCAUUCCUGGGGCCAAGUAAUAGUCACUGCAGGAUGGGAUGGGAGAAUAAGGGCAUUCCAAAACUAUGGGUUGCCAGUACACCUGUGAAUCAUUCAUGUUUUUUAAAUUACAAAGCAACAAUUACGAGCUCAUUUUGCUCUAUCAGGUUGGCCGGGGCCACAGCUUUAUUAAAGUUGUAGUGGUCCUUGUUGAUUUUCUGUGCAUUGAUUAGCUGGGAAAUUAUUUGUUAACUUGUGCAGUUCCAUUUGAGCCUUCUUUCAUUCAUUUGUUUUCGUCUUCAUGAGGAAUGCUUCUGACAUCUACUUAAGUUAACAUAUUUUCAACACUGUAUUUGUAUUAUUAUGUUGUAAAAGAUUUGCUAUUGAACCAUAGCAUAUUCUCUUGCACUAUAUUAUAUACAAGAGAAAUAUGUUGAAAAUAUGUAGAUGUUGUAGAUGCAAAAAAGCAUUGUUCUGUAAGAUAUGCUGCUACAUAAAAUGUCAUUAGUUGUGAAAAUUUGAAUCUCGGAUGCCUUUGAGACUGAGGAUUCUCCUUUGCAUCUGUGAUAUAGAAAGAGAUUUAGGUUUAAACCUCAUGAAAGAGAAGAUUUAGUUUCAAUUGUAUGGACAGAUUCUUUCUUCCAUAUCAAGAGCAGUUUCUUUUUUUAAUUUUGUGUAAAGCUCUGUUGUUAAUUUUUUUUUCUUUUUGUUACUUACAUUUAGACUUCGUUUGGGAUGACUUUUUUACUGCUUCUUAAAACUGUUUUUUAGUAUAAAAAUUUGAAUUUUUGUGCUAGAAAGCAGCUUUAAAAAACAGCAAAAAAACCAUCCCAAACAAAACCUUGAACUAAUCACUGGCAUCAUCACAUUCACAAGCUCCAAUUUUGGCAUCAUUAGUUUUAUCUUCAGACUGAUAAAGGUAGCUAUGUGAUGAUCAACAAAUUCUUAUCAAGACAGCUGUGCCAUGCGAUACUAAUGGAGGUAGAUUGAAGCUCGCCUUUUGCAUUAUUUUGUGGGCCAUUUAAACAAAAUUCAGUAUGGUUGCUAAUCAAGUAAAGGAUACUCCUGGAGAAUAACAGGAAGAGGGAUAAGUGGAUAAGGGUAUUUAAAUGUCAAUGUUUGUCGUGUUCAGCACUUGGUGAUGUCUUCUCAGACUUGCACAGACAUACAGUACUGACUGGGCAAGCACAAGUCUCCAACAUUGUACUAAGUUGUCAACUUGCCUAAGAAGAGGUGUAUUUACCAUGGACUAUACUGAAGUUGUAUAAGGGCUGAAGUUAUCUGAAAGGAAUUUAUGUACUCCUUGGAAUCAAGUAAUUGAACUUGUUCAGAAGAAUCUAAGAUAACGCAAAUUUGGCAAAUCAACUUGUCAAUGUUGUCAGCUUAUUUGUCUGAGAGGAUUCGCCAAUGGAAUCCCUCUUAUUGAACUCUCUUAAUGUGAAACUUGCAAGAGUUGCCAAGGUAUUGGAUGGUUGUUAGCUAGCAAGAUUUGUCUAACUCAUAGUAAAGUUUUAUCAGUUCAUAUAAUUUAUUUUGUAUUUAUUCAAUUGUAUAUUUGUACUCAUUUUAGUAGUAUUCCAUUUUGACAAAUUUAUUGAUAUGAGGUUAGAGGA